AAAUUGUAAAAAUCGUUGUUGUAAAAAAUUUGUUAUUUGGAAUGUUUCAACCAUAUACAUAUAUUUUUGUUAACAAUAAUUUAAUUUAUCAUAUUAAAACAUUUUAAUUCGUAUUCUAAAAUUAUUCUUAAAAUUCUACCUGAUGUGAAUGCGAAUUUGUUAAAACUGUUAAAUGCGUUGGGCUUAUUGUUAUCUUCUGGCACUUCACUAUACGAUUGGAAUUCAGUGGCUGUACAUGAGUCGGUUUGCCGACGAAGGCACUAAACGAUCGCGGAUAACUUGCCCAAAAUCUGAGAAAUUUCUAGCGAAACAGCAGCAAGAGUUCUGCAGACAAACCCAGCAGCACGCAAACCUUCUGGCGGAAACAUCAAACGAUGUCGUCGAGCUAUGCGAGCAAGCGUUUCAAUUCAAAAGAUGGAACUGUUCAUCCGUUCGUUUGGCACCUCGUUUCAAAAGAGACCUGACUAAAGGCACCAGAGAGCAAUCCUUCGUAUAUUCUCUGUCUUCCUCAGUUUUUCUCCUCAACUUAGAACGAUACUGCCAUCUCGGUCAAAUCAUUGAAGGAUGUCGGUGCGCAAAGAGAUGGCACGAAUCCGACGAUACACGAAUAUUCAAUGCGAAAUCGAAUGACGUGGAGAGGUGUAACAGUAUUCGUUACGUCGGUAAGAUUAGCCGAUCAUUUACCGACAGUUCUUUGAAGGUUAUACAACAUCGAAUAAUUUCGAGUAUCAAUUCUUCAAACGAUUCUACAAACUUCGCUAGUAAAAUAAAAUUAAAAUCAAAUUCUCGUAAAACACUGUCAGCCGUAGAAGUGCAAACUCGACUACAUAACACUGCUGUUGGGAGAAAAAUUAUCACGAAAAGUCUGGCGAAAUAUUGCAGAUGUCACGGCACUUCUGGCAGCUGUAACGUAAAAGUCUGCUGGAUGGCAUUCAACAUGACCAGAGAUCGAUUGCUGCAUGUGCUUGUUAAGAAAUAUUACCAGGCUAUUCGUGUCAGAGGUUCAAAAAAUAUUAACUCAAUAAUGAUUAAACAUAAAAAUGGAAAUAACAACAACAAUAACAACAACAACAACAACAAUGGAAGAAUGAUCAGUUCUAGCCAGGAAUCAUUUUCAAACAAUCUCAUAUACAGCGCUAUAUCAUCAGAUUAUUGUCUACCUGAUAAAUAUUUAGGGUCUUCUGGAACAUAUGGAAGAGAAUGCCACCUAGAGCCAAAAAAACAGGGUCACUGUGACGUCAUGUGCUGUGGGCGGGGCUUCCGGAACGAGACGAGGUCACGAGGGGUCAAAUGCCAUUGUAAAUAUUAUUGGUGUUGUUAUGUGAAGUGUAAAACUUGCGUGCAAGACGUCCUAGUACAUUUUUGUAAAUGAAUUAGGGAAAGAUUCAUUAAUUAGGGAAAGAUUCAUUAAUUAUGGAAAGACUCGUUAGUUAAAGACAUUCAGCAUCUCGUUUGACAAUAUUGGUUGUAUUUUCAUAGUAUUUAUCUUUGUAAAUAAGUAAAUAAAUUUAUGGAUGGAAUUUUUUUAACAAAAUAAAUAUGAAUAAUACGUAAAA
Messenger RNA from Helobdella robusta, 1556 nucleotides. RefSeq lists its product as hypothetical. Bases 173 to 1372 code for a protein of 399 amino acids. Gene Ontology annotation, cellular component: extracellular region. Gene Ontology annotation, biological process: neuron differentiation; cell fate commitment; multicellular organism development. The record is from RefSeq and is a predicted model, not a curated record. Gene Ontology annotation, molecular function: cytokine activity; frizzled binding. The transcript is spliced from 6 exons. Lineage: Eukaryota; Metazoa; Annelida; Clitellata; Rhynchobdellida; Glossiphoniidae.